AUCAUAAACAACACAUCCACCAAUCGAGGACAUCCCUCGUCCAUCUACCACCCGCCAUGCCCGCCUAUCACUCCGUCUUCCUCGACGAACCCAACCAACAACUAAUCGGCAACUUCGCCCUCCUCCCCCUCCGCACCCGCACUCGCGGUCCCGCCCAACAACUUCCCGCCCUCACCUCCAGCACGGAACUCGACAUCGACCCUUCCAAUGAAUCCUACGACCCCCUCGACGAAGUCCUCUCCCUCUUCCGCGCCAACACCUUCUUCCGCAACUUCGAGAUCAAAGGUCCCGCAGACCGGGUGCUGAUCUAUGGCAUCUUAUACGUCACCGAAGCGUUGAACAAGAUUCGGCCAAACAUGGGACGGAAAGAGGCGGAGAAGGCGGUGAUGAGUAGUGCUUUGGAUACGAAUUUCGCGGUUCCCGGUGAUGCGGGGUUUCCUUUGAAUCAGAUGUUUGAAGCACCGAGGGAUCGGAACGAGGCGGAGGUUUUGAGGCAGUAUGUUAUGCAGAUGAGGCAGGAGUUGGCGGCGAGGUUGUUGAAUCGGGUUUAUGCGGAUGGGACGGGGGUGCCGAGUAAGUGGUGGCUCAGCUUCUCGAAGAGGAAGUUCAUGGGCAAGGCGUUAUGA
Messenger RNA from Zymoseptoria tritici IPO323, 626 nucleotides. RefSeq lists its product as uncharacterized. Lineage: Eukaryota; Fungi; Ascomycota; Dothideomycetes; Mycosphaerellales; Mycosphaerellaceae. Gene Ontology annotation, cellular component: Arp2/3 protein complex; cytoskeleton. The transcript has 2 exons. The record is from RefSeq and is a predicted model, not a curated record. Gene Ontology annotation, molecular function: actin filament binding. Gene Ontology annotation, biological process: Arp2/3 complex-mediated actin nucleation; regulation of actin filament polymerization. Bases 57 to 626 code for a protein of 189 amino acids.